This is a messenger RNA of Octopus bimaculoides (California two-spot octopus), 396 nucleotides long. RefSeq names its product craniofacial development protein 2-like. The record is from RefSeq and is a predicted model, not a curated record. NCBI's taxonomy places the organism in Eukaryota, Metazoa, Mollusca, Cephalopoda, Octopoda, Octopodidae.
AUGUGCUACACCCCAACAAAUGAUGCUGAUGAAUUAGCAAAAGUUGAAUUUUAUGAUACUCUGCAGAGCGUAAUUGAAAAACGGACUGAGAAAGAAUUGAUAAUGGUUAUGGGUAAUUUCAACGCAAAAGUCAGAAACAUUAAUUUAGGAUAUGAAGCCAUUAUGGGAAAACAUGGUUUAGGAAGCAUGAAUGCAAAUGGCCAGUUAUUUGCCAAUUUUUGCGCAAAUAACAAGUUGGUAAUUGGAGGAACUUUAUUUCCACACAAAGACUUUCACAAAGCUACAUGGAUAUCGCCAGAUCUGAAAACGCAAAAUCAGAUCGAUCACAUCUGUUUGUUGGCAGAGCAUUUGGGAAUACAUCAAGUGGAGACACUUAGUGUCUACCCCAUUCCUUAG